CCCAUUGAAAAAAAAAGUCCUACCUUGAAUGAAAGGUACAAUUUGACGGAAUGAAAAUCAAAAGACGAGGUACUUGCGAAUGUGAAUUGAUAGUUUUUAAAACUGAUUAAUGACAAGGUCAAUGAGCAUCUGAAAUUGUGAACUGGGUGAAUCGUAACUCAAGGACAAUGACAUCAGAAGGACAUCGGAUGGAACUUGACUCAGCUGUUUGUAGCUCUCCGGAUUUAGAAAAUGAAUCAUUUUCUUUGCUGCCAUUUCUCAUAUCAAAUGACAUUAGUAUCAGCCAAGUAGAAGAAAUUGAAAAGGAAUUGGAUUUUAGUGAAAAAUUUUCUCUUGUUUUUCUUUUAUAUGAAAACAGUGAACUUGAAUUGGCUUACCAGAAAUUAGAAGUAGCACAUACUGCUUAUAAAGCAUGCGACGAGAAUUUUUUUCCAGUGUCACAGUGGGUGAGAGAACAUUUAGAGGAUUCAGAGUGGAACGAUUAUCUUCUCGAAGCACUAUGCAUCAUACAGAACUAUAAACUGGUGCAUAAACUUGGUUACUCAAAGAACGACAUGAACUUGAAGUAUCUUCCAGACAACCCUGGUUUGUCUUCAAAAAUUGAUUUGAUGAGGAAAGCGCUUUAUCGCUUGUGUGAAGUCUUGACCGUAGGUAAGGCAGAAAAGCUCAUUGAUAUGGUGCACGCAGAUAUCGCCAGAGAAUCUGUGGAAACUGCUGUUUUGCUAAAGAAAUACGCAUCAGAAUUCCUUGAGAUAAAUUUGCUACAUUGGCAUUCAUUGCAGUAUAUAACUAUAGCUUCGUCUGCUGCCAGGGGUGAUGUGGACAUUCAAAAACUUGCCCGGCAUUUGAAGGUUUUGGAGGAAGAAGAACUGUGUGAAUACGUAAAGGUUAUCGAAAAAAGAUGCAAACCGGAGAAAAUGGAGUACAAGUCUCUGCCGUCUGAGCAGAGAACUUUUCUCUCCAGGCCCACAUUGCCAGGACGAGGGGACCACAGUAUUGUGUCGACGACAUAUGGUUCUUCACCAUCCAGAAGUAGCAUAUAUCCCAUCAAUGAGAGAAGUGUUGGAUUAUGUCUUAUCAUAAACCAGAAAUACUUCUUUGAAGAUGAAGAUCCAAACCUUCAGCUGCAACUCCCACAGCAUAAAUUGGAAACCAGACUUGGGACGGACGUGGAUGAAGCAAGGCUAGUGGAAGCCUUCUUGGCCCUGGGCUUUGAAAUCAGUGAAGUGGGCCAAAAUCUCACGCACACACAAAUAAUCGAUACAGUGUAUUUGACUGCAAAGAAGUUUCGCAAGGAACAUUCGUGUUUAGCAGUUUGUAUCUUAUCACAUGGAAAGAAGGAUGGAGUCUAUGGGAGCAACUCCAUUGCAGUGCAAAUAAAUGAAAUUGAAGAUUUGGUAUCCGGAAGAAUAAAUCCCUACUUGUUGGGAAAACCAAAAAUCAUUAUAAUACAAGCAUGUCAAGGAAGCAGCUUACAGAGUGUGUAUGUGGAAAGCUGUAUUGAAGAGGAUGGCUUGCCUCGGUCUGCCACUGUUCGUGCCGAAGAUCGAACAAGGUCGGUACUCAGCGACCAAAUAAAGUUCUGGUCGACAGUGCCUGGCUUUGCAUCAUUUCGCCAUCCACAAAAUGGAACUUGGUUCAUUGAAAUUCUGGCGAGCGAACUGCUGCUGCAGAAACCGAAGAUGGACAUCUGUGCCAUAUUCACUGUCGUGAAUGGGAAAUUAAAUGAGCGCAAGGCUUUCAAGAACGACGCGUGGGUGGGGAUGACCCCCCAGUGGUCGACGACACUGACGAAGACCCUGUACUUGCCCCUGCGCAGAGAGUCGCGGUUCCCUGUGGCGAGUAAGAUGCUCUUGCGACACAUGUUCAACAUCAUGCUGGAUGAGUACAUUCGGGAAGGAAUCCGAAGUGAAGGCGGUGAGUUAUUUGGCAAGUCUGGCAAGUGAGUGAAGAGUCAAUGUUCCUCGUUGGGUAUUUAUAGCCAAAGAAAUUUUCUGUACAAAAUGGAAACUAUUACAAAUAUGAAGAUGCUAUGUGUAGGGAUUGGAAAAAUUCGUGGUUUCGAUAACCUUCAGGAUAGGGUACACAGUUCUCGGUAUACUCUGGCAUAUAAUGCCAGUUCAUUGGCUGCUGACUUGUGAAUCAUCUCAUUUGGUUUGUCUAUGAUUCAAUACUUUGGUUAAGGGUUUCUUAUUGGCCCUAAGUUGUCCAGCUGAACAGUGAACCAAUAUCAAUUUCAGCUUAAAUGUUAAUGUUUUUGAAUAUUAGCCUAUCGUAAAUUGAAUCCGCAAAUUUUUUGUGUCUCAAACUAUGUGCAUUCGUGCAAAUAUUUUUAUACAUCACAUCAUUUUCAUAGAGUUAGGUCUUAGUUGGUGGAACACUUUUAAAAGCUUGGGUUAGUUUGCCUUUUUUCCCCCCCUUUAAAUAUUUUGCACAUGACUUUCAGCCAUCAAACAUACUUCAACUGUUUAUAAAACUAAAGAAGCCAAUAUGGAAAUUGGUACAAGAAUACCUGCUCUUAUGUUUUGUUGCAUAAUAAUGCUGGUGUGAAAAUACUUAACUUUUAUGACUUUUCUUUGCUCGAGUGACAAUACAAUUCAUUUUACUCUGCCGAGUUGUUACCCAAGUGGUUUGUAGCUCACGGUAUUCUAGGAGGCCUUAUACCUCCAUGUAAUUGAAAACUCUCCUUUUUUACUUCACGUUUAUCUCUCAGGAAUAGAGAGACGUAUCAAAGUAACUGUGAUAACUUUCAUCAAAGGAAGGCAGAAGUAAAAGUUUUUGUAUUCUUUUAUCUUUUGUGCACCUGAAUGGAUUUGAAAAAUUUCCAAGUAUUUUAUUAUGCAUGCAAACACAUUUUUUUAAUGAAAACUUUAAAAGAAUACCGUUUUACGGCAGAGAACAUUGCACUGUUGGUCUGACAUUCACCGUUUACCUUGAAACACCUGCUUUUAUGGACAGGCCAAUGGAUUUAUAAAGUGUGAUAUCAACAGAUUUUGUAUUACGGUAGGUGUACUGUGCAGAGUAAUGCAACUUUAUGGUUUAGUAUCCACAGUAUCGUUUCUUAGGUUUUAUGUGUAAAUGGGAUAUUUUCUCUAUUGAUACCAUACAGCGGUGAAGUAUGUAGUAGCAGCAGCUGGUAUUAAAUGUACAUGAGAUGUGAACACCCAGUUUUGUGAUGACAAUGUGUUGUUGUUUGUGUACUUGCUAUUUGUAGUACCAUUUUAUUUCCAGUAACAUUCCAUUUCUUCACGAAUGUCUGGGAUAGCUACUCCACAACUAUAAGCGGCGAUGCCGUAAUGCUGUGAUGUGCGCACUGGUUUUUGUUCUCAUAUUCUGGUGUGUCUGCACAUGUGCAUGACAUAGUGACAUAAUCUGUAUGAUUUUUUUAGUGGAUAAGCUAUUCAUUUAGUUUUUUAGCUAUCCAUUUAGGUAUUUCAUAAUCUUUUACAAAGAGAUUGUGAUAGUUUUGUUUUUACCUACUUCUUUGCUAAACAUUUAUUCAGUUCAACAGCUCAUAAAGUAAAGGUUUUGUAUAAAUUUUUGUAAACAGUUGCAUGAAUUUCUAAAUAUUUUUUAAGUGGUGCAAAUUUUUAAUGUAAUAUAGUGCAUGCCAGUGAGAUUGUCAAAUUAAUUUUAAAAGAAUGGUGUGUGCUUUAAUUACAAUGUGUAUUUAAUGAUGUGUAGUUUUGACUAUCACUUGAAGUGAUAUUUUUGUUUAAAUGUUUUAAGGAGUGUUAGAGUUAGUUCUAUUUAGAAUACAGUUUGGUAUUGUUAUAGAAAAUUGGUAGAAAAGAAAUGUGAGCACGUCUUUCAGUGCUUGUCAUGUGUUCUUAUGUGCUCAUGAAAUUUAAUGUAGAAUUAUUGAAAAUAAUGCAGAGUGAGAUAAAUGUACAAAAAGCAUUAAUUUUAGGGAAAUUUUUCCCUUUUUUGAAAUUCAACUAUAAUUCUGUUAAUCAAAAUGGUACUACUGAUUUCUCAGGGCUAGCUGAAUAACAGGAGUACCUACGUAACAUGUAAAUGCCUCAACACUGAACCUGUGACAUUUUCCUCUAGACUGGAAUUUUCACCUGCAUUUUUGAGGUUAUACUUCUUUAGGCGUGUUGAGGGUGGAAUUUUAGAAUGCACCAGAAAUGCAAUGAAAUGGGUGCUCAUUACACAAAGGAAUUUUUUAACAGGUUGAAAGCCCAAUGCACAUACAUGCAGAAUGCGCUAUACCCACGAUCUGAAAUUGUCAAGAUGGCAGACCACCGUGUGGUAAUAUGCAGCUGUAAAUAUUAACUUUUGAGGACAUGAAAGGAUGUACUCAGCAUAUUAGUGGGCCAAAGUGUAUACCUACUCAUUUUGCAAAGGCCUAACUUUCUUCUUUCCCCAAACUUGACGUGAUACGUCCAUUACAUCUUCUUUUGACGUGCAUAUUCACAUCAUGGUAUUAUCAUAUUUUUCUUUCACUGGCCAAGCCUUCCGGGUGCGGGACACAUGCGCCGCUAGUUGCGGUCUGCAGUAGCUUCACACUUCCUUGCCUGCUUACGUCACGCCUCCUCCCGCCUCCUAGCGGCCUCGUAGCUUACUAAUUUAUUUGCUGUUUUUUCCCUUGCAUGAAGUCUUGAAACACUUACAAAUUUUUUCUGUUAUCAUUAUGUGGGCCGACUAAACAAUAAAUCUUAAUAUAUAUAAAUCUCGUGUCACAAUGUUUGUCCUCAAUGGACUCCUAAACCACUUAACCGAUUAUAAUAAAAUUCGCACACCAUGUGCAGUUCGAUCCAACUUGAGAGAUAGGAUAGUUUAAAUCUCAAAUUAUAGUCGCAAUUUUAAUUUAUUGCGAUUUAUAAAAGCGAAAUACCACUCACUGACUCACUCAUCACGAGAUCUCUAAAACUAUAAACUCAAUUGACUUGAAAUUUAGCAUAAUUAUUCAUUUUGUGAUGUAGACGCUCACUAAGAACGGAUUCUGCGGAAAUCCGAUCCCAAGGGGAGUUUCGGAGGGGGAAGGGGGGGGGGGGGGUAAUAUAUCAAAAUUUCCAUUUUUUGGUAGGAAAUCACCAUGGCAACAGCUGUUGCUUUGUUGAUGCUUCAUUCGUCUCUAUGACAACGACUAUUUCAUUGUUAGUGCAGUCCUCAUCACCGUUGAAAUUUAGCUGGUAUCUAAAUAUCAAAAAUUACCCUUUUUUUUCAAGUAUUUAUAUUUUACAGACUUGAAACUUCACAGUAAUGUUCCUUAUGUUACGCAGGAUGACAUUUUCCGAAAAUUAGAUCCCAUGGGUGGUUAAAACAAGGCAACAGGAUUUUGCAUUGUUCAUGCCUUCUGCGUCUCCAUGGCAACGGGCAUCGCGCGGCAGUGGCGUACCCACAAGGAGGGGCAAGUAUAAUGAGCGGCGCAAGCGUGAUCUGCCUGUAGACUGCCGUAGCGAAGUACGGGUACAUCAGUUGUACGUUGCGUGCACGAGUCGGGAAACCAUCGGUGCUAUUCAUUUUCUCUCCGGUACAUUAUACAGCAUUGUAAUAAAUUUUCACUGAUUUUUUUAUUAUUUACCAUUACUGUAAAUGGGUGAUGUGGCUUAAUUUUUUUCCAUCAGUAUAGCCGUGCGAAGCCGGGUCGGGCAGCUAGUAGUUAAAUAAAAUGGAAAAUUAAAAUAAUCACACAUUAAAUAUCUAAAAUUUUUACACUCAAUACCAACUGUACCUAACCAAACUCCUGGUAUUUAGAUGGUUGCCAAAACCUUUUUAUCAAAAUCAAAACCAAGUAAAACAUUAAAAUAAAAUAACUUAAAAAAAAUAGAAUUUUUUACCAACUAAAAUAUAUUUCAUUUAAAAGGUGUUUAAAAAAAUUCAUUAAAUGAUUCUUAAAUUACACGUGGGGUCACAACAAGAAAAAUGGAAUAACCAACUCGGUGUGAUGUUUUUAGGCCUGGGUGUGUCUGCUAUUUACAGUUUGGUUAUGUGGGUCCGUUCCAGGCAACUCGUGUGGACAGAAAUAUAGGGCCCAAGCCCAAGACUCUGGUCUGCACUAUACAAACUUGGUUACACUGACUCUUGGAAUCACAGGCUUACAAAUUUGAAGCAUACAUUUGAAGAAUAAGUUAGAUUUUGUGAAUGAAACUUAAAAGAUUAUUUACAUGCAAGCUCUGCAAAAUGGUGUUAUCUCUCCUGUAGCAGCUCUUCAAGAGAUGCCAAAAGAGAAAUGGGUUAGGUUUACUUGCGAUCAAACUUAAACAGUUUGGUGUAAUACACUUUUUAUUAGAACAAGAUUUACAGAUGACACAAAUGCAAACUUGGAACUUUAGAUAGCCGUGAACAUCCGUCGCGAAGUAUCGCUUAACAGGAUACGGCUUGCAAGACUCUGUAAACAGAAGGAGUAUUUAUAAAUACAAAACAAAAUAUAAAUACACCCUCUUCUUGAUUAUAUUCUGAAGACUGACCUAUAAUUAAUAAACACCUGUCCUUACUCAAAACACACAACAUAAACACACAGUUUAAUUGAAUUUAAAUUGGGCUUUAUCACACUGGUGGUAUUAAUUUGUCCAGUCGACAUUUACACACACUUACAAUUAAUUUUCAAGUUGGGAUUAGACCACAGCUGCAACUAAUCAUUUUUGCACUUGGACAAUAUACGUCCCUAGUGGCGAAACGCCUACAAUCUACGAAGUGCGUCUUUACAACUCCGUUAAACAGAACAAGUACUACAGCCUUUGUUAUUUGAACUUACAUCUCUACCUCCUUCGUACUCUAGGUUCUUAGUCUUGUCCGGUGUUGGUUGUCCUCGCUGCCACUAUACCUAUGUAACCUUCAGUGACAACGUUUAAUUCUACGGACGCACCUUGCGCGCCGACUCGCUCGCUUGUCACUCGCUGAGCGAGUGACCCAAAAACCAAAAUCUGCCCUCAGCCCUCCCAACCUCCAGGGGGUAUUUGUCUUCAGCUGAGGACUCUAACUUUGAAGAGCAGCUUUCCACAAGUUACUCGCCAAGCUAGUCCCUACUCGCUAACGGCGAGUACUGUUAGUGUUAGCGAGUUUGUAUGUCUUGCCGUCUCUUCCUUACCGUCGCCAGCGGCUAAGUCCCAAACCACAAAAAUUAGUUUAAGUUCUACUUACAGUGGUAGAUAUUUUCUAAGUCCCACCUCGACCUCGGGCGUCACGACAGUCUCGGGAGGCGUGGUUGGAGCACCCGGGAAGACGUCCGUGAGACGUCCCAGGUGUAGAGUUGUUGGAUCUCGGCUCUCCCUCGUAGUCGGUCUUGUUUCGCGGCGGUCCCGGAAUCUUCCAAGUCCCGACUCGUCCUCGGCCGUCGUGGUGUUGUUCUGUGACGUAGUGGAUGGUGACAGCGUGGAGCGGUGGUAUAAUCUUUCGCCUCUGGCCGCCCGCCAGGCACCUUCUGCUUGAAUCUUAUCAGGAGACCCCUAUUUAUACUCGGGGAAAUGAAAAUGACAUCAUUUGUAUCCAAUCGCGGACCUCGGCGGAUGACCGCAUCAUCGCCCAAUAGCCGUUCGCUUCACUGUUACUAAGCACGUGGCCACCAGCGAUUCUCUUGUAGCUAUCAGAUUUGUCAAAACCUGAGUGUUAUACAACCCUCUUGACUUGAACGUUUCGCAGAUGUACUGCCGUUUAGGGGCAAAAUCGUUAGGUAGGGGUAACCUACUAUAACAAUGGGACUAAAGUUUUACUUAUUAUCAUUUAAAUUUAUAAUAUUUCAGUAUCUUGUUCACCUUUGUGGUUUUCCCCCCCCAAUAUGAUUGUUUUUAAUUUUGCAUUAUGUAAGUAACAAACUGUGACUUUUAAAUUUGUUACAAUUUUUUAGUGUUGACAUUCACCUCCCUAAAAAUAUCUAUGUUUAUAUAUAUGUUAUGUAUGUAUUAUUUACUGUUAUGGUUUAAUAUUUUAUAUACUAGGGCAUAAAUGUUAUUUUUACUUUAUGCGAGUGAGAAUUUUGUAACAGGGUAAAUUGCUAUUUAAGAUAGGUUAGGUGAUUAAGUGAACGAAGCCCUACGUAAUAUUAAAAUACUUAAUAUUUCUGCCCUUGUUUUUUCAUGUUAUCAUGUAAAAUUAGUAUUCAUUAUUGUUACGGCGUAAAUGUAUUUGUAUUGUGUGUACUCGACGGUUCUGUUGUAAUAAUGAGGACAUGACAAAAUGGCUGUGACAAAUAAUGAAGUCAUUUUUUUAUAGAGCUUUUAUAUAGCCAGAGAUAUAUUAUACUUUUGUAAAGUGUAUGUAAAUAUUAAAUUUUUAAGUAUGUUAUCACUACCACCUUCCUAAAAUAACUGUUCCAAUUGAAGUUUAUUUUAAUGAACCAAUGAGAAAUAAAUGUUAUUUAUACAUAAUAAAA
Messenger RNA from Bacillus rossius redtenbacheri, 8317 nucleotides. Its product is annotated as caspase-8. The transcript is spliced from 6 exons. The record is from RefSeq and is a predicted model, not a curated record. NCBI's taxonomy places the organism in Eukaryota, Metazoa, Arthropoda, Insecta, Phasmatodea, Bacillidae. Gene Ontology annotation, molecular function: cysteine-type endopeptidase activity. Gene Ontology annotation, biological process: proteolysis. Bases 168 to 1946 code for a protein of 592 amino acids.